This is a messenger RNA of Recurvomyces mirabilis, 351 nucleotides long. RefSeq lists its product as uncharacterized. NCBI's taxonomy places the organism in Eukaryota, Fungi, Ascomycota, Dothideomycetes, Mycosphaerellales, Teratosphaeriaceae. The transcript is spliced from 2 exons. The coding region runs from base 1 to 351 and encodes 116 amino acids. The record is from RefSeq and is a predicted model, not a curated record.
AUGAGUUCAACAGUCACCACAUGUCCUCCAACCGCCCGCUACUAUCUCCUCGAACUCCUAACCGAGCUCCGACUGAUCAUCUACGACCUUUUCUGGCGCGAGGAUAUGAUCGACCUACAAUCUCAUGGGAAUUGGGACACUGUACCGCCCAUCGCUCAGAGCUGUCGCCUGCUCCGAAGCGAAACACUGCCCCUCCAUUUCGGACGUGGUCUCUCGCACACAGGCUGGUUCGGACUCGAAGAAUGGGCCCGAGUCCAUGUGACUGCGGAAUCGAGCAUCCACGUCACGAAGAUGGUGCUCUCGGCUGGUAAAACGCGUCUCGAAGAGUUGCAAUGGCUGCAUAGAUACUAA